CCAAUGAAAUCGACAAAAUCAACGACCAUGGAUUUUCUUCCAAUGGCAUUAAUAACCUCCGUUCUUACCUUCCUGCCUCCAAAAUCAGUCUGCCGCUUCAAAUGCGUUUCAAAAACAUGGAAUUCUCUCAUUUGUAGUACUGAUUUUAUUAGGCUUCACCUCACUCAAUCUCUAUCCUCCAAGAGUCGUUUUCUUGUGAUCAAUUCUUUGAUCCACGGUCUCCGAUCCUUGCAUUUCAAAUCAAACAAUCAAUUCGAAGCAGAAUUUUUAAAUCUGAAUGAAAUUCCACCUUUUUCUUCCAUUAACAACAUAGUUAGAAUUUUUGGAUCUUCCAAUGGAUUAAUCGCCUUAUCUUGUGAGUAUCCUGAUGAUUCUUUAUUUGUUGACAUUGUUCUGUUCAACCCCUCUAUUAAUUCAUAUUUUUCUUUGCCCCAUUAUGAUCCACCUAAAAGUCCAAUUACUAUGAGUUCUGGGUUUAGUUUUGGGUACGAUAAUUUGAAUGAUGAUUACAAAAUUGUGAAAAUGACCGAUUAUCUUUCGCAUAAUAGUGUAUGGUUAAGGGAAGUUAAUGUUUAUAAUUUGAGAGAUAAUUGUUGGAAGACAGUGCAUGUUGAAUCUAUGAAUCAUAUGCGUUUGCAAUUAUUUUACGGAUAUGCUCUCUUCGACAAUAUAAUUUACUACAUAUUCAAUGCGCAUCUGGAAAAUAAUCCCCUGUUACGAGGGUUUGAUCUUGCAUCCUAUAAAUGGAGCGACAUUGCCUUACCAGAUUUUGAGGGUCAUGAAAUGAAAUGUACUGAUAUUGCUGGUUUAGGGGUAUUGGAUGAUUGUUUAUGCGUAGUGAGUUCAGUUUUGCCAGAAAAAGAGGGUGCUUAUGUAUGGGUGAUGAAAGAAUAUGGUGUGUGGAGUAAAUUGUUUGAUGUGAAUGACGCCAUUAAUGUUGGAGCUUUGAUUGGAGCUCCGAUUUCGUGUUCAAAUGGAGGAGAUGAACUGAUUUUGAAGAGACGAGAUGAAGAUGGUCUUCAUUGUUAUAAUAUUAGGAGCAAAGUGAUUAAACCUGUUACUGUGAUUUGUAACAGGUGUUAUAUUCGUGAUGUUUUUCUUUGUGUGGAAAGUCUUAUUUCUGCUGACAACAUGAUUGAAGUUGGAAAUGAAGAUGCAGAUAAUUCUCCUCAUCAACGUGAACCUCAAGGUAAUGUCAUUUCUUGUGUCCUUAGAGUUUGCAAUCAAUUAGCUUAUGUGUUAUUCGAUACAGCCUAUAGUGCUAAGGUUGAUUGUCGAAGAAGAACAGUAAGUUUGAAGUCUGUGGAUGAAAGUUGUUUAAUUUUCAAUGGUAGAGAGCUUAAACCAAGUCAGAGGUUGUUCUCACUUUGCAACAGUUCAAAAGAGGGUUAUUCAGAGGAACUUGGGUAUUUAUGUUAUAUUUUAGGAGAGGGUGAAGGAGAAAAGUUCUUUUCUUAUGUUAUGCCUCGAUUCCGUUGCACUGCUAGGAAAAGUGUUAGAAAUUUUCGUGAUGCACCGUACCACCUUUCUAUGAAAACAAGAGAACCCAUCUCCUCAUAUGUCCAUCGUCUCCGUGUAAGCAUGGAGAACUGCCAUCUAAAUAAGUAUCAUGGCAACUCUGAUUAUAAUACACCACCUAAGCAAGCAGAUGUCCUUAUUCGAACCUUAAGUGAUGUAGGCCCUUAUGCCGAACUUAAGAAAGAAUACAAUGACAUAAUUAAAAACGGGAGACCCAAUUGGGAAAGGUAUGCAGAAAAUGAGAAAUGGUUCCUUACUCUAGAAUAUUUAGAAAAGAGAAUGAUCGAUGCUAAGGCAAAGUGGAUCUAUAAUGUAUCUGGGAGCUCCUAUGACUACGAGGAUGAGAGUGACAGGGAAAAUGAUAACACCAAUACCAUACCUAUACUUAUUCAAUCUGAAGAUGAAAGAAACUAUGAACCUAAGGAAGACUAUGUAGAAGAUCCUGAGAAGGAUCCCGAGGAGGAUUUUGAGGAAGAGCCAGUUCGAAAGUGA
Messenger RNA from Amaranthus tricolor (Joseph's coat), 2010 nucleotides. RefSeq lists its product as uncharacterized. The record is from RefSeq and is a predicted model, not a curated record. The coding region runs from base 4 to 2010 and encodes 668 amino acids. NCBI's taxonomy places the organism in Eukaryota, Viridiplantae, Streptophyta, Magnoliopsida, Caryophyllales, Amaranthaceae. Gene Ontology annotation, molecular function: protein binding. The transcript is spliced from 5 exons.